GAUCCCGGGACAUGGGGUCGAUCCUGUGAUCCCGGGACAUGGGGUCGAUCCUGUGAUCCCGGGACAUGGGGUCGAUCCUGUGAUCCCGGGACAUGGGGUCGAUCCUGUGAUCCCGGGACAUGGGGUCGAUGCUGUGAUCCCGGGACAUGGGGUCGAUCCUGUGAUCCCGGGACAUGGGGUCGAUCCUGUGAUCCCGGGACAUUGGGUCGAUCCUGUGAUCCCGGGACAUGGGGUCGAUCCUGUGAUCCCGGGACAUGGGGUCGAUCCUGUGGUCCUAGGACAUUGCCGGCACAAGUGGGGCACAAGAUGUGGGCGUGUCCCAGCAAAUCCGGGACAGUAUUCAUGCAUGUGAUUGGGUAUUUGGAGCGGGAUGGUUUCUGGAAGAGGUUUCUUUUGAGUGAUCUGCCUUUUGUACACUUCAGUUUAAUUUGGACGGUUCCCUCCGAUAUUUGCAGGUCAUCAACUUCCAGGAGCCGGUGA
Molecule: messenger RNA, 480 nt
Organism: Staurois parvus
Lineage: Eukaryota; Metazoa; Chordata; Amphibia; Anura; Ranidae
Source: the annotation of a GenBank genome assembly